Molecule: messenger RNA, 2169 nt
Organism: Rubroshorea leprosula
Lineage: Eukaryota; Viridiplantae; Streptophyta; Magnoliopsida; Malvales; Dipterocarpaceae
Source: the annotation of a GenBank genome assembly
ACUUCUCUAAAAUCAAAUUAUUACUGGAAUAAAACUCAUAAACCCUCCAAACGGAAGGGUUUAUUGACUUUCAUUCAGGUUUUCUCGUUCUCUAACUGCUCGUCUUAAAUCUCAGUACCCAGUUCGGUGGAACAGUUUAUUCUAUCUCUUCAGAGCAUGAGGUCUGUGACUACUCCACUGCCGCAGCUAUGACUUUCCAGCCCCACCACAGCCACCAUCGCCACCACCGCAUCUCCUCCUGUCACCGCCAUCCUGCCGCUACUCCCGUCACCGGGUUGUGCGCAUCAUGUCUUCGCGAACGCCUCGCCGGCAUCCAAUCCCAGUCUCCAACCAGCGAAGCCUCUACCAGCACCAGCACCGCCGCCGCCGCCCAGCUCCGCCGCUCCAAAUCUUUCUGCGGGGGCCACAAUCCGUCUUCCUCCUCUGCAUCCGAGCCCCGCCGUAAAUCUUGCGACGCUAGGGCUCGCAGUACUCUCCACGACCUCUUCGCCGUUGAUGACAGAAUAAAAAACACGAAUCCAAAUCCUCCACCUUCGAAUGUGCUAGACAUUACAGUUUUGCAAGGCCUUGAAGAAGAGGGUGAGUUCAGGACCAUGAAGGAGUUCAUAGAUCUCGAAUGGAAUGGCAAGAAAAGUUCAAGGAAGUCUUUCUGGGAUACGGCUUCGGUUUUCAGUAAGAAAUUGAGGAAAUGGAGGCGGAAACAGGAGAAGAAGAAGGAGAACCAUGCUAGCUUGGGGCUAGUUGAACCGCCAAAUGUCAGAAGCUUAAGAGAAAACCAGUCGGAGGUGAGGGAAUACGGACUUGGGAGGAGAUCUUGCGAUACCGAUCCAAGAUUGUCAGUUGAUAUUGGGCGUUUAUCUGUAGAGGAUUCAGGGUUUUCUUUUGAGGAACCAAGGGCCUCUUGGGAUGGAUAUCUGAUUGGGAAACAGAAUCCGAGACUGGGUGUGAAUGCAGCUGGUGAAGAGAGAUUGAGUGUGGUAAGUGAAGAGGAGAAGAGUCCGGGUGGAUCAGCUCAAACUAGAGAUUACUAUGCAUAUUCUGUGAGUUCACAUAGAAGGAGGAGUUUUGAUUGUGCUGGGUUGAACGGGAGGAUGAGCUUAGGGGAGGCUGAUGAUUUGAAAUCAUCAAUAUCAAAUGCAAAGGUGUCGCCGGAAACUGUUGGAUUGUUCCAGGGGGCAAAGCUGUUGGUUACAGAGAAGGAGUUGAGGGAUUCCAAUUGGUAUUCUUUCAAAGAUUAUCAAACACAGAGUGUGGAAUCUGCUCCCAAGGAUGUUGAAUUUGUUGCUUCUGGGGUAAGUCAGAAAGGGUAUGACCCGAAGAAGUUGCCCAAAUGGAAAAAUUUAUUGAACAUUUGGGGUUUGAUACAGAGGCAAAAGGAGAGUGUAUUUGAAGAUGAUAAUAGGAGUAUGGGAGGGAAUGUUGGCAAUGGGUCUCUCGUAGAAUCUUUGCAAAGGCUGAGGCUGACGAGUAGGACGGCCAAUGGAAACAAAGGCAAAAGUGUAGAAGGAAAUUUGUGCAGUGAGAAGCUAAUAGAGUCUCUGCAGAAGCUCAGGAGGGCGUCCAAUGCAGAAGAAGAACGAGACAUUGAAGGAAAGUUAGCUGAUGAGACACUGGGUGAAUCUUUGCAAAAGUUGAGGAGGGUGUCAAAUGCAGAUGAAGAUAGAGAUAACGAAGGAAAGGUCUGUGAUGGGGCUCUAGCAGAGUCUUUGCAGAAGCUGAGGAGGGUGGCAAAUGGAGAUGCAAGUAGUGCUGUUGUUGGCCAAAAGCUUAUGCGGAGCUAUAGCGUUAGCUGCAGGAAUUCCUCCAAGGUGGAGAGAGCAUUUCAUGGAACUAGUGGUGAGACCAAAGAUGACAGCGAGAAGAGAAGGGAGAAUGUUGUCUCACAGCAGAAUCGUAGUGUCAGGUAUUCUCCUAAUAAUCUUGAUAAUGGCCUGUUGCGGUUCUACUUGACACCACUGAGGAGCUAUAGAAGAAGCAAAUCUGGAAAAGGCAUGCUUAAAAGCACACAAUCUGCAGGUGUGAAUGUACUGUAAUGGCUCUAAGCAUUUGUUAUGAAUGUUGUAAAAACAUGUAUGAACGUAUCCCUCGUUCUAUAGAUAAAUACCACCACAUCAGAUGACCAUCUCUCUUAUGCUAAGAAGGUUUUUCUAAUAAAGUGGCUAUUGAAAA